Messenger RNA from Columba livia (rock pigeon), 2108 nucleotides. It is a transcript of the gene POFUT4, whose product is annotated as fucosyltransferase 11. Gene Ontology annotation, cellular component: Golgi membrane. Lineage: Eukaryota; Metazoa; Chordata; Aves; Columbiformes; Columbidae. The coding region runs from base 57 to 1571 and encodes 504 amino acids. The record is from RefSeq and is a predicted model, not a curated record. Gene Ontology annotation, molecular function: alpha-(1->3)-fucosyltransferase activity. The transcript is spliced from 3 exons.
GGCGGCCGCUCGGCGGGGCGGGGCGGGGCGGGCGGGGCUGGCCCGGGGCGGCGGGCAUGGGGGGCGGCAGGCCGGGCUGCGGCCCGCGGCGGGGCUGCGCUUCCCUCUGCGUGGUGCUGGCGCUGGGCUGGGCCGCGCUGGCCGCGGACGGGCCGCCGUUGGAGGAGGAGGAGGAGGCCGGGCCGGCGGGCGCCGAGGAGCCGUGCGCGGCGGGCGGGUGGGCGCAGGAUGCCGUCCCGCCGGGCGCGGCCUUCGUGGCCGCCGCGUCGUACCGCGGCCCCGGCAACAACGACACGCGGAGCAACAAGGCGCUGCCCAUCCUGCUGUGGUGGAGCGGGAGCCUGUUCCCGCACUUCCCCGGCGACACGGAGCGGAUCGACUGCCCGCGGGGCUCCUGCCUGGCCACCCGCAGCCGGCGGGCGGCGCGGCACCGCCGCACCAAGGCCCUCAUCUUCUACGGCACCGACUUCAGGGCCUACGAGGCGCCGCUGCCCCGCCUGCCCCACCAGACCUGGGCGCUCUUCCACGAGGAGUCCCCCAUGAACAACUACGUUCUCUCGCACCCGCCCGGCAUCCAGCUCUUCAACUACACGGCCACCUUCCGUCGGGAGUCCGACUACCCGCUGACGCUGCAGUGGCUGCCCGGCGUGGGGUACCUGCGGGGCCCGGCCGUGCCGCUGGCCGAGAAGGACGCGUGGCGGCGGAGGGGCUACGGCCCGGUGCUGUACCUGCAGUCCCACUGCGACGUGCCCUCGGACCGGGAUCGCUACGUGCGGGAGCUCAUGAAGUACAUCCAGGUUGACUCCUAUGGGAAAUGCCUGCAUAACCGUGAGCUUCCCAGUGAGCGACUGAAAGACACUUCUACAGCCACUACGGAAGAUUCUGAAUUUAUGACUUUUAUCGCCAGGUACAAGUUUCAUCUGGCCUUGGAGAAUGCCAUAUGUGACGACUACAUGACAGAGAAGCUGUGGCGUCCAAUGCAUUUGGGUGCUGUUCCAGUAUACCGAGGCUCCCCAGCUGUGCGGGACUGGAUGCCAAACAACCUCUCCAUCAUUCUUAUAGAUGACUUUGACAGCCCCCAAGAGCUCGCAAAGUAUCUUGAUUUCCUGGACAAGAAUGGAGAGGAAUAUAUGAAGUAUCUAGAGUAUAAAAACCUUGGUGGAAUCAAAAACCAGUUCUUGCUAGAGAGCUUGGAGAGGCGGGAGUGGGGUGUGAAUGACAUGACUCUGCCCAAUUACCUGAAUGGCUUCGAGUGUUUCAUCUGUGACAGGGAGAACACACGGAUCAAAGAGGAGCAGGAACACAAAAAGUCUCAUGGGAAAAUUCCAGCUCCCAGACCUCGCAUAGCUCAGUCCAAACACAUGGGAUGUCCUAUGCCAACCCCUGGGUUUGGAAGUGUUGAAGACCUCCCUGGAGGAGACAGUUGGAAAGAGAUGUGGCUGCAGGAUUAUUGGCAAAGCCUUGAUCAGGGUGAGGCCCUCACUGCUAUGAUUCAUCGCAACGAGUCGCAUCAGGGAAGAUUUUGGGACUAUAUGCAUGAGAUUUUUCUCAAGAGGACGAGGCAACACUGACCCAUCUUUGUAAGAGCUUGAUGUGAAAAUUGCUUUGAAAGUUGAGACUGCAAAUUUUUACCUCGCUCCAAAUGUUUGCCUUGAAAUAGAAGAAAAACUCACAGAGACUAUUUUUUCCGGUGCAUGAAGUAAGUUUCUGCUGUGAUUGGAUUUCAGCAGUGAAGAUCUUAGCAACUGCUUUGAUUUGGAUUUCAGCUCUGUGGUGUGAAGCCACUCCUGACUUGCAGGUGUCAAGAUGUGGGGGAAAACAGGAAUUUACUCAUUUUGCAUUUGUUAUAGUUUCCUUGUGGCUUACAUGACUUCAGAGGAACACGUCUUCAGACUCUUGCUCAAAUGUCCUAUGUUAUUUCAGGGAUUUUUCUUAAUCUCAAAAAUAUUAAUCAUUUUUAUAAGUAUUUUAUCAGUCACUUAUUCUCCUCAUUACGGUGUAUUUUAACAAAUAGCUUUUCCAGUGAAGGAAUUGCAAAAGACAAGUGUCUGUGGAGAGCAAUUGUGCCUUAUGACAUUGCAGCAAUAAAGUCUCUUCUCUCCAAGUAA